Molecule: messenger RNA, 766 nt
Organism: Ostrea edulis (European flat oyster)
Lineage: Eukaryota; Metazoa; Mollusca; Bivalvia; Ostreida; Ostreidae
Product: antileukoproteinase-like
Exons: 3
Coding region: 103-705 (200 amino acids)
Cellular component (GO): extracellular region
Molecular function (GO): peptidase inhibitor activity
Source: RefSeq, a predicted model, not a curated record
UUAGCCUUUUUUAUGUCUGCGUUCAUAUCUCACAACCUAUAUAAAGGCAACUAAAUUUCUUGGGCUUUACACCCGUGUCUGGAGGAGACUGAAGAUUCCACAAUGAACACUCUCGUCAUUUUGUGCGCUCUUGUUGCAACAUGUUUGGCUGGCUACGACAAGCAGCAUGGCGGAGGAGGUUACAAAUAUGGAACAUGCCCAUAUCGUGUAGAUUAUGGCGCUAUCGGCCGAUAUUGUUCAAAUGAUUAUAGCUGCCCUGGAUAUCAGAAAUGCUGCUAUACAUAUGGUUCAUACAGGUGCCAAAUUCCUAUUGAAUACAGUCGACCCGGCAGCUGUUACUAUAGUCAAGGAUCUGUCGGAACCUCAUCCUGCACUGUCGACUCAGAAUGCUACUACGGCCAGAAAUGUUGUGCUGGAUAUGGUGGUAACUUCCACACAUGCAAAUACGUUUACGGAAGAACAGCUCCUUACACCUCAGCUCCAUUGUUUACUGGCGGCAACUUGGGUUUAGGAUCUUCUCAAUUUGUGAACCCCGGCGUCAAUACCUUCCCAGGCGUAGGUGUUCUCCCUGGUGCUUUCCCUGGUGCUUUCCCUGGUGGUAUUUCUGGUGCUUUCCCUGGUGCUAACCCUGGUUUUCUUCCUGGUGCUAACCCUGGUAUUCUUCCUGGUGCACCUAUCGGAGGUGUAAGUCGAAAGGUCUAUUAAAGAUACAAACGUUUGUCCAAUUUGUAUUACAUUUUAUGAAUAAAGUACUUUGUCAGCAUAA